UUUACCAUUAGCUGGUUUGCCCCUCGCCAUAAAACGAAAAAGAAGAAGAAACUGCCGCUGUUAUUCAUACAAGGAUCUAUUAUAUCGCUGCAAACAGCCGCAUUCAGCCUCUCAUCCCCCUGCUCCUGUUUUCUGGACUGUUCUGCUGUGCUCCUGGGUAAAAGAGAAGCCGUUUUCCAUCAUCUCUUCCAGCAAAAGGAGCAGAGAGCAGUCUCAAAGAGACUACAGUGAAUGAGAGAGCCAGAGAGGGAGGAGCAGCUCGACCUCAGUAUGCCUCCCAAAUUCAAACGGCAUCUGAAUGAUGACGAGGUCACUGGCUCUGUUUGCAGUGAGAGGAGAACGCUACUGGAGGAAGACUCUGAUGAAGAGGAAGACUUUUUCCUGAGAGGACCGACAGGACCAAAGGGAGGAUUUGGUGCCCAAAAUCAUAAAAUUAAACUAGUGCAGUCUCAGGUUGAUGAAGUCAUUGACGUCAUGCAGGAGAACAUCUCCAAAGUGAUUGAACGAGGGGAACGUUUGGAAGACCUGCAGGACAAAUCUGAAAGCCUAUCGGACAAUGCUUCGGCAUUCAGCAGUAGAGCCAAGCAGAUCCACAGAAGGAUGUGGUGGAGAGAAAAGAAGAUGACAAUGAUCGUGGCGCUGGUGGUGGUCAUUCUCCUACUUCUCGUUAUCGUUCCUGUGAUCCUGCGGUAUCACUAGUGUCUGGAUGGGAGGUUAGAGGCAUCACGAACUCUUCCUCAUCAUUCUGCUAUCAUUCCUCCAUACCAGAGGGGCGCUGCACAGAAUUGGUCUGGCCACUGUGUUUGCCUAUUUUGGCAGGGUCUGAAAACAUAACAGAGUUAAUUUUGUGGGCAUCUCUCUGUGUGUGUGUGUGCGUAACAACACAACAUAUCAAACAUUCACAACAGUGGCACAACAUUGGUGCCGACCUUUCUCUUGUAUGCGCACAUACACAAACACAAGCCUCCACUGCGUUUAAAAUAAAACACAGUGGUUAUUUUGUUUUAUAUGCAGUCAAUAAGAUGAAAGGCAAAUAUUUAAGAAACCUUUACAUAGUGGAACAUGGAGACAAAAUUUUAGGCCUGCAUCCUGUUUUUUUUUUUUUAUGUCUUUUUUAUAGUCAGAAGCUUACACCAUGAUGUAUACAGUACAUUCAACUAUACAAACUUGUAAUUUAUUAUGAUUGAAGGUGCUAUAAGUUCCUCUUCCCUUAAAUAUAUUAAUGAAGUGUCCUGAUAUCUCAUCAGUCUCUGUGACAGCUGUAGGUUUUGUAAACAGCAAACAAAAAUGUGUCUGUGGACUGCGGAUAUUGACGCUUUUCACCUGUCAAUUAUUUUGCUCGUUCUCAUAGUGUUGUAUUUGAAGUGGAUCAUUGAGGCUGUGAUUCAUAAUGUUUGUCAGUUGAUGGCGCUAUUUUGCCACUUUUGAAUUUGACAGACACAGGAACAAACAAUGCUGCUAUUUUCCUCAUAUUGGUCUCAAAUUGUUCUUUGGAGGUGGUGUUUUGGAAUGAGGGGGCGUCACUAAUUCAACGGCUCAGACACGAGCUUCAGAAUGCUAAAAUCGCUUCCAGCACCUUUAAUGAUAUGAUAUUGAUGUAAUAUGAUAGAAUUAAUGAUAUGAAUCUUGAAAUAAAGUGAUUUUAAAGAUCAUCUGAUGUGAGUCA
This is a messenger RNA of Xyrauchen texanus (razorback sucker), 1666 nucleotides long. RefSeq names its product vesicle-associated membrane protein 4 (gene vamp4). Bases 232 to 699 code for a protein of 155 amino acids. Gene Ontology annotation, cellular component: membrane. Gene Ontology annotation, biological process: vesicle-mediated transport; Golgi ribbon formation. The transcript has 9 exons. Lineage: Eukaryota; Metazoa; Chordata; Actinopteri; Cypriniformes; Catostomidae. The record is from RefSeq and is a predicted model, not a curated record.